GCCACCUUAGGCCUAACGGGGGAUCGGCGCAAAACACGGCGAGCCGCAGUCACACAUUAUUAGCGUGGUUCGGCGCUGAGCUGGUCACCUGUGCGUCUGUCUGUCUGGUGGCACGUACGAAGAGCAUGCCGAGGGGGUAGUGUUUACUUCGUCGCUUAUUACGCCAAUGAUGCAACCGGGCUGCUGUAAUUUGUGAUUAUUAUCGGCGGCAAAUGGAUUAUAUUUACACCAAUUAAUUCUGCAAAAAAAUCAUUAUGGAUAAUUCUGAAAAACGUCAAAAGACUUGAGAAGUUUGAUUUUUCCAAUACAGAUUCGCGCCUGUGUUUAUUAAGUGCCAAAACGUUUGAAAAUCACACUGAAAGAAUUUUUCGGAAAAAGAAAAAAAUAUUUAAGUUUGGAAAAAGGAAAAAUGGUUACCAUCUGAUAAUCUUCAAAAAGCAACACUUUCCAAGCGAUAUGAGACAAGAAAUUCGCAAAAUAUUUAUUAAUUAAAAAUUGUUUGUUUCAAAAGAAAUAAAGAAAAAAACCAGCACUCUUUUUUGGAGAAUAUCAUCAUCAGCAUGGGAACGUAACCAUCAAGUGAUUGAUCACUUGUUGCAUCUGUGAUUUCAGCACAUAAUCGAAACUAUUUUUGUUUCCUGCACACAAAUGUCUUAAAUUUUGGAUUUUUACGAUGAUGCAACCGGAAGGGUACGGGCCCAUGCCCAUGGAUCUGCACAUACCCCAACAAGGAUACCAUCCGUACUACAGCAGAAAAGGGCAUGAAGACACUGGAGGUCCUCCUAUAGUGCAAACACGCAUCCUGGAGAUGAGGAAAGAGAAAUCUCGGGAUGCGGCCCGCUCCCGACGGGGGAAGGAGAACUACGAGUUCUACGAGUUGGCGAAGAUGCUUCCGCUUCCGGGUGCGAUCACGACCCAGCUGGACAAAGCCUCCAUCAUCAGACUCACCAUCAGCUUCCUCAAACUCCAGGAGUUCACAGUCCAUGGAGAUCCACCAUGGAGGAGGGACGGACCCUCACUCAAAAGUGCUAGUUUAAGGUCAAGAAAUAUGUCUUCUCUAGCCGCCGAUCUCUUCGAACAGCAUCAAGCUACCCACAUACUACAGUCACUUGACGGCUUUGCCUUCGCUUUAGGCGCAGAUGGUAGAUUUUUGUACAUUUCAGAAACUGUAUCUAUUUAUUUAGGAUUGUCACAGGUGGAGAUGACCGGAAGCAGCGUUUUCGACUAUAUCCACCAGCAAGACCAAUCGGAGUUGGCCGAUCUGAUCGGCAUCAACUUGUGUCCCUCUCCCUCAGCCAACUCUCCCCCAGCUUCCGUCGCAUCAGACGAUGGGUCUUCUUCGAACCCGGGUCCAUCGACGCCCACGGGUUUCGACCGACCUCCUCCUACAAUGACCUUGCCAAGUAAUAGUCCUGGACAAUGCCUACAGAGGUCGUUUUGCGUCAGAAUGAAGUCCACCCUUACGAAAAGGGGUUGCCAUUUCAAGUCAUCUGGCUACAGAGUGGUGCUGGUCCUGUCGCACCUGAGGCCACAGCUCAACUUCUCCGGCUCAUCCCGCAAGCAGGCGCCCAACAUCAUGGGCCUGGUGGGCCUGGCCAUCGCCCUCCCGCCCCCCUCCGUCAACGAACUGAGGCUGGAAUCCGACAUGUUCGUCACGAGGCUCACCUUCGACUUCCGGAUAUCUCACUGCGAACCCAGGGUUUCUGAGCUCUUGGAUUAUUCGGCGGAAGAGAUAACGGGGACCAGCAUGUACACACUCUGCCAUGCACAAGAUGUAGAAAAAGUCAGAAAGUGCCAUAUUGAUCUGAUACAGAAAGGACAAGUGAUGAGCGGUUACUACAGGCUGAUGAACAAGAAUGGAGGUUACACGUGGUUGCAAAGCUGUGCAACGGUUAUUUGUAAUACCAAAAACGCCGAAGAGGAAACCAUUAUCUGCGUCAACUAUGUUCUCAGCAAUGUUGAAUACGCCCAUUGCGUCAUGGACUUCAGCCAGUUGCCUUCGUCUAGGGAUCUAAGGAACGACGAUCCCAGCAGCUCAGAACGGGGCACGAGUCCAGACAAGGAGGGUCCUGGAAGAGAUAAUCCUGGUGGAGACAACGAGAGAGACAGGCGACAAACUCCGCGACCUGACAAACAUACGGAGACGAGCGACGAAGGUCCUGCCUACGAAGGUGUGCCUGACCUCGAUGGGAGUGGCAAUAAAAGGGAUCUGCAUCAUCGGUCUUCGCUGGAAAAACCGAGGAGUACCUCUCCAAAAUUAAGAGAUAUGGGCAUGAACUACUUCGAGUCAUCUAAUCGACCAGCCCCACCUGACCCAAUGGAUGGCCGCGAGUUGAGGCAACGAAAGAGAAAAACAAUAGACCCCUUACCAGGACUCUCAGACAGCAACAACGGUGACACCGUCAAAAGUCCAAGGCCAAACAGCAAUUCGUCCACCAGUCUGGAGGUCCUAUCAUUAGACAACGGCUCCGGGACGUAUAACAGCGAAUCGGAUUUGGUUGUUGAUGAUAUGUCUUCGUGCAAUCGUCCAGAAUCCGUGCGCACGUCGUCUCCCGAACGCAACGAUAAAGUCAGCAGACCUUGGACAAGAUCACCUGCAGGGUACGAUUCUUCUCCUGCGCCGCAGAAGUCAUCUCCGAUGUCUGUCCGAGAUCUGGAAGAUGUCAUGAAUCGGCAUUUACCACAACAGUCCAACGGCUCCAGCUCGCCAGACGGAUUAGCCACUCUUAAGUCGUACCCGGGAUCACCUGUUAACAGUCGAUGGACUUCGUCUGGAACGACCCCUGCGUUACCCGCAACCACUCUCUUGAGGCAAAUUUACGUCAGCCGCGAGUCAGUAAUCCGCUCAGCUGGUGCAAGACACGGCUGCUACGGUGAUUCACAAACUGGAGGAACGUUGCCCACUCCACCUGGUGGCCAGGGAUCGGAUUACGCUGACCUUAUGUUGCCAUCCUCCUCUGCCAAAUUGUCCACAGACACAGCUUACGGAAGUGGGACUUACCUGGACAAUUGCAACGCAAUGACUCCUCCCAGCUCAGUGUCACCACGGGACAAUUUCAACGAGGCAGCUGCGGUCGCUGCUGCCUCAGCCUUGCCUCACAUGAGGCAGUAUGUUACGGACCCUCUGCAGCAUUUGCCACUGAAACCGCAUCAAUUGUUCGUUCAUCCAAGCAACCUGGAGCAUCCAUAUGGACAUCAUCAACAAGCUCUGUCUCCAGAACAGCACCAAUCUCUGUACCAUCACCCAAGUAGCUUUCAUCUAUACCACCCUCCGCCAGGGGGUUCAAAGACUGCUCUACAUACCACAAACGGAACUUCAUGGUUUUGCCAACCCCAUUCGUAG
Uloborus diversus is the source of this 3343-nucleotide messenger RNA. Its product is annotated as protein trachealess-like. The record is from RefSeq and is a predicted model, not a curated record. Gene Ontology annotation, biological process: regulation of transcription by RNA polymerase II. NCBI's taxonomy places the organism in Eukaryota, Metazoa, Arthropoda, Arachnida, Araneae, Uloboridae. Gene Ontology annotation, molecular function: DNA-binding transcription factor activity, RNA polymerase II-specific; protein dimerization activity; RNA polymerase II transcription regulatory region sequence-specific DNA binding.